Bipolaris sorokiniana ND90Pr is the source of this 204-nucleotide messenger RNA. RefSeq lists its product as uncharacterized. NCBI's taxonomy places the organism in Eukaryota, Fungi, Ascomycota, Dothideomycetes, Pleosporales, Pleosporaceae. The record is from RefSeq and is a predicted model, not a curated record. The transcript is spliced from 2 exons. The coding region runs from base 1 to 204 and encodes 67 amino acids.
AUGCCGCGACAACAACGCUCUAUACAGACUUCUCGUGAAGGUAGAAUAAGUCUUGCUAUGGCGUCCUAUUAUAAUAAUCUAAAACAAUCUAUCUACUCUCUCGCGAAAGCGUACGACGCUUUCCACCCCAUAUCAUUGACGUGCGACGAAUGGCAGACGCGUUACUCGCUGCGCGUGGCUAAGAUCCACCUCCACAACCUAUAG